Harpegnathos saltator (Jerdon's jumping ant) is the source of this 904-nucleotide messenger RNA. RefSeq names its product reactive oxygen species modulator 1. Gene Ontology annotation, cellular component: TIM23 mitochondrial import inner membrane translocase complex. Lineage: Eukaryota; Metazoa; Arthropoda; Insecta; Hymenoptera; Formicidae. Gene Ontology annotation, biological process: protein import into mitochondrial matrix; protein insertion into mitochondrial inner membrane. The record is from RefSeq and is a predicted model, not a curated record. The transcript has 4 exons. Bases 208 to 447 code for a protein of 79 amino acids.
GACGGCGUGACCGUCUUCUUUUACAGCGAAACCAUCAUGGCGUCUCUGCGGUAACGUCUUACGAGUGCGACGCGUGAUUUUUGGUGAUUGUGCAGAAACGCUAUCAAAUUCCUAAAUUGAUAAGUAAAAAUACGACCGGUUGAUAGUAACCGCUGCAAUAUUACGUAAGGUACGUUUUCACAAUUUAUGAGAUAAAGUCCACGCAAGAUGCCUGCUAUAUCAACAGGAGCCUACAGUCAAGGACCCUCGUGCUUUGAUAGAAUGAAAAUAGGUUUUGCAAUUGGAUUCUUUGUUGGUAUAAGCUCUGGUGCGCUCUUUGGUGGAUUUUCUUCCUUUAGAUAUGGACUGAGAGGAAGAGAAUUAUAUACCAAUAUUGGAAAACUAAUGCUUCAAGGUGGUGGAACAUUUGGUACAUUUAUGGCUAUUGGAACAGGAAUAAGAUGCUAGCGUAUAUAUCAACUGUGGUGGUAUCAUCCAUAGGAUUUGUUUUUCCUGGGAUAUUGAGUCCGAAGCUCAAAUGUCUAAUUUUAUGUGUCAUAUUGAAGUGAUUUGAAUUGUAAGGUUGAACAUCAUGCACUGUUACAUUAAUGAAAAUUUGUGAUAUUAUAAAUAGAUAUCAUAAGAAAAAAAUUUUAUCUUGUCAACUUACCAUGUACAUGAUUGACGGAAUAACUAUCACCUGGAGCAAUGUGAAAACUCCCACCAACUCUAUUCACUUCCAUAUAACCAUAGAUUUGGCAGCCUUGUGUAAAGGCAUGCUUGUACUUGUCUGCAGAUUUAUCAUUUUGACAUUGUUUAAUUUUAGCUAAGUCUGGCAUAGCCCAUUUCUUAAGUCUAUAAGCCAUUUGUACAUCAUCACAAGUAUUACAACAUCUGUACAAUAAAGUUAAAUUUUAUAUAGAUA